This is a messenger RNA of Scatophagus argus, 4277 nucleotides long. RefSeq names its product coronin, actin binding protein, 1Ca (gene coro1ca). The record is from RefSeq and is a predicted model, not a curated record. NCBI's taxonomy places the organism in Eukaryota, Metazoa, Chordata, Actinopteri, Scatophagidae. Gene Ontology annotation, biological process: actin filament organization; neural crest cell migration. Bases 161 to 1582 code for a protein of 473 amino acids. Gene Ontology annotation, molecular function: actin filament binding. The transcript is spliced from 11 exons.
UAAGGGGCGGGACUAGCGCCAGAGUCGGGAAAGAGCACACAGAGAAACUGGUGUCAGCACAGCAGCGGCUCCAGCAGAGGGAGAAAUCAAUUGGGAUACGCGUCGGGCUGUGUUAUAUCAUUCGGCUUUCGGGAAUACCUUCAUUUUCCUCUCAGAAGAUAUGAGACGAGUUGUGCGGCAGAGCAAAUUCCGUCACGUCUUUGGCCAGGCGGUUAAGAAUGACCAAUGCUACGAUGAUAUCCGUGUGUCAAGGGUCACAUGGGACAGCGCUUUCUGUUCAGUCAACCCCAAGUUUGUUGCCAUAAUUGUUGACGCCAGUGGUGGUGGAGCUUUCCUCGUUCUCCCGCUUCAUAAGACAGGACGCAUUGACAAAUCCUACCCUACAGUGUGUGGUCACACAGGCCCAGUCUUAGACAUUGAGUGGUGCCCCCACAAUGAUCAGGUCAUCGCCAGCGGCUCUGAGGACUGCACAGUGAUGGUGUGGCAGAUUCCUGAGAAUGGCCUGGUCACUUCCAUGUCUGAGCCAGUAGUGGUACUGGAGGGCCACUCCAAGCGUGUUGGAAUCAUCACAUGGCACCCAACUGCACGCAACGUCCUUCUUAGUGCAGGUUGUGACAACCAAAUUGUCAUCUGGAAUGUGGGCACAGGUGAGGCUAUGAUCACCCUGGAGGACAUGCACCCUGAUGUCAUUUAUAGCGUGUGCUGGAACCGCAACGGUAGCCUUAUCUGCACCUCCUGCAAGGACAAGACCAUCCGUGUCAUCGACCCCCGCAAGGAGAUGGUUGUUGCUGAGAAGGAAAAGGCACAUGAGGGUGCUCGACCCAUGAGGGCCAUUUUCCUUUCUGAUGGCAACAUCCUCACCACAGGUUUCAGUCGCAUGAGUGAGAGACAGCUCGCCCUCUGGAACACGCAAAACAUGGAGGAACCCAUGACUGUUAAUGAGAUGGACACCAGCAAUGGAGUGCUGUUGCCGUUUUAUGACCCAGACACCAAUGUUGUUUACCUCUGUGGGAAGGGUGACAGCAGCAUCCGUUACUUUGAAAUCACAGAUGAGGCUCCAUAUGUUCAUUUCCUCAACACCUUUGCAACCAAGGAACCCCAGAGGGGAAUGGGCUACAUGCCCAAGAGGGGCCUUGAUGUCAACAAGUGUGAAAUUUCGAGGUUCUAUAAACUACACGAAAGGAAGUGUGAGCCUAUCGUGAUGACUGUACCUAGAAAGUCUGACCUGUUCCAGGAUGACUUGUACCCAGACACAGCUGGACCCGACCCCGCCCUGGAGGCGGAGGAGUGGUUCGACGGCAAGAAUGGAGACCCCAUCCUCAUCUCCCUCAAGAAUGGCUACGUCCCGGUCAAGAACCGUGAAUUCAAGGUUGUCAAAAAGAACAUUUUGGACAGCAAGGUGACCAAGAACUCAGAGAACUCAAGCCCUGCCAACAAGUCUGCCUCCCCAACUCCAUCAAUUAAAUCUGAAGCCAAGCUGGAGGAGAUCUUGAAAGAAAUCAAAUCCCUCAAGGACCUGGUCAGCAGUCAGGAGAAGCGAAUCAUCACACUUGAAGAGCAAAUGUCCAAAAUUGCCAUUUAGGGACCCUUUACCCAACCCGCUACAAUUCAGGACGUUCCAUUGGCUGGGGGAAAGGCGGGACCGGUCACUGCCAAUCUCAAUGACAGUGUUUCGUCUGAGGCCUGCCUAGCAACGAUCCCUAGCAACAUUCCAGAUGAACUUUUUCUUAGCCAGCCCCAGACCCUCUUUAACACAGGUGGAAUAAGGACAUGUGGCAAAUUUAGCAGAAAACACUCUUGCUUUUUGGUGACAAAGGACUCUGUUCCUUUUAUCAUGUGGCAGUCAUUUUAUAUUUUGUCUACCUGCAUAAAAUAGUUUUGCAUAUUCUUUUGCAUUUUAGAAAUAUGACCAAGAAAAUUCCAAUAUCGGUAGUCCUCAUUUGUUAUUGCAUACCCACAUAUUUUUUUAAGCUGGUAUCAGUGUUUCAUGUUACUGUACCCCAAAAUUAUAAUGUUGCCAAAAAUUGAAAUUUUGUUUACACCUCCAUAACAGUAUUUCUUUAUUUGAUGAAAAAUUGAAACUGCAAACAUGGGCACUCAGUACAUUAGACUCAUUAUGCAAGGAGGAGGAGGAGAAUCUCAUCAACUAUCAUUUUACUAUGAAACUAAAUUAAUUUAAAUGAAAUGGAUUGUUACACGGUGAGAACUGACAUCUUAAACUCUACAAUUAGGAGGACAUUAAUUCUGUUUGAACACACAUUUGGCUGCCACAGUCUACACCAAGUCCACAGACGUAAAUGACAUGUCUCGCUGUCUGUGUUGAAGCUGCUCACGUCAGCACCAGCUUUAUGCCAACUCUCAACAUUCCUGCUGUUUCCUGUCAUUCUGACUGUGGAUAUCUGUCCACGUAAACAUGCAUUCCUUUCUAUCUAGCUUCAUUAACAUAUGACUGUGUGCUUAUUGGAGAAAUCCCACAAUUCAAACACACAUUCCCCACAUUUUAUUGACAGUUCCUGAUUCAAGAGUUUAAAAAAAAAAAACAAAAAACAAAAAAAAAACAAACUUCUAUAAACUUCAUCUUUCUGUUAACACACUACUGUAGUGACCCGGUUAUACUGGUUGGUUCUUUUUGUGACAAAAGAUCAACUUGGUGGAUUAUCAGUCUCCGCUUCCUUUUGCUGGAGGUUCAGGUGUCAACCUCAGCGUUGGGUAUCCGCACGUUUUGCUCGACACAACAAGUGCAGUCAAGUGUCUUGGGAUUAUUUUUUGUCACUGUUUUUUUACUUUGUGCCAUUUCGGAUCUGUGGUUUCUGUUCAAACAAAACAGGACCAGAUAUGAAAUGACACCAAGUAAUCACACAUUGUCUUGACUCUUUUUAACCUUCUGAUGAUAAAACUGGAGAUCACUACAGAAACUGUUCAUGAUAGACCUCAAAGACCUGGAUUGUGUGUGAAUAUGUGCCUCAUGUCUUUGGUCCUUUGGGUCUCUGUUGCUCUGGAUGUUCCUGCUUUGUUUCUUAUGGGUGGGGAGUAAAACUUCCAAGACUUGCCUCUUAAACUUGGAUGAAUUUGAAAGUUGGUUUAUUGCUUCACUGUUAAUUUUAGCCUGUUUCUUGUUCCAGCUGUGCUUAUAUCCCUCUUAGCACUUCCACUUCUUGGUUUUUUUAAAGGUUAUUUCUCAAGAUGUCCCAGUUCAAUUUAGUUAAUCGAGGAACCAUUGAAUUGUUCAAUCUGAGCAGCUGUGGUAAAAGCUCAUCCUGAUGUUUUAGAUUUGUUUCCCAGUGGGAAGCUAAGAUGGGUAAUGGUUCAGUCUGUUGUUUGCCUUCAAUAUUUGUUACCACUGUAAAGACCUGAAAGUGCCAUAGAGGUGAUCAUGCAAGUGUUUGUAGGAGACUGUUGACUGAGUAGAUUUGUGUAGUAAUCAGAGGAGUUGAUGGGUGCCCGGAUUUACAACCACUUUGGGGUACUGUGCUUAGUGCAAACGCUAUGUUCGAAGGACGCUGUUCGUAAAGUACUGUAUAUCAGCCCCCCUGGACGACAUCGUGAAUCACAGUAACAAUACACCAGGCAGCGUAACCGCUCAGGCGGGACUUAAUAGAAGCAUUGAGCUCCUGAUGUUUUGACGCUUUUCGCCUCGGUACAUCCUCAUGCACGAUGUCAGGCUGUCGGCUGAACGCACGACAUCGUAGCUUCAACAUGCAAUUUGAACAGUGAGUCGUAGAAUAUUAGUGACAGGAGAUCUGCAGAGUGCAACAGAAAUGUGGUUCCGAGACACAUUACACUGCCCUAUCUUGUAUAUCAGGCUGCAACUCUAUGGAUUCUGUAAAGCACUGUUGGCACGAGAGUUUUGAGGAGUCGUAGUGAGUAGCGAUCAAAGGGACAAUGUAGGUUGGAGAAAUGUGCAGUUGAAAGAUAGAUGUAUGUUUGUGAUUAAGGUCUAGAAAAAUGAAUGAAAGCUUUGUAAAUAACAAGACCAUAUUUUCUGUAUUUUUUUUUUGUUUGUUUUGUGGUUGUGCUGAAGAGGGUAUUUGUAUAGGAGGUGGGUUUUAAAUGUUUUCCCUUGUCUGUGUUCCCUGCACCUUGCCAUAAUGCAUCAUGAGAAAAGCAGAACCUCUGUUAUGUUGGAGGUCGUAUGAAUAUCAAGACAGAAAAUCAGACAAAAAACAAACCGGGAUGAAGCCUCAUGUGGAGUUCUGCUCAGCAUUUUUGUUCAUUAUUCUUGCUUCAAGUAUCAAACAUUGAUUAUAAGAAAAAUUAAUAAAGAAUUUUUAAAAUUG